UGUUGAGAGCCAUGACAGAUGGAGAGGGAGCGUAUGGCUCAGGCACCUCCAUCUUUGACCGUGUACGCCAGUUGUCUUCCCAAAAUAGCCAACACUCCCCGACCUUAUAUGUGCAGGCCUCCAGCGUGUGCCUGAGGAGGCAUCAUGUAUCUGGGCCACACAAUACAGGCUGCAGGCGCAUUGUUGCUGCUUACCAGCAGGCCUAUCGCCACCACAGGGACAAGGCCUCUUUUUCUUUCUGUCUUGGGACGGCUCACCAUGCAUCUCACCCAGCUCAACCGUGAAUGUCUCCUCCACCUUUUCUCCUUCCUUGACAAGGACAGCCGGAGGAGUUUGUCUCUUACCUGUCAUCAGCUGCGCGAAGUCUUCCUGGACCCUUGCCUCUGGACUCUACUUCACUUCAGCUCCCCGUGUCAGCUGACGAAGGACAACUUUGUGCUGGGACCCUCAUUACGUUUCUUGACAGUUUGCUGGUACUCCAGCAGGGUCCUGCAAGUGUGCAACAUUGAGGACUGGUUAAAAAGCUCGUUUCAGAAGGACAUCUGCAGUAAACAUGAGAGCCUGGUCAGCACUUUCCUGGCCCAUGUCUGCCACAUGUGUCCCAACCUGCUCUGGCUAACCCUGUCUGGCUGUGGACACAUCACUGACCAGGAUGUGAUCUCCAUGCUGCAGAGCUGCAGGAAGCUGCGCCGCCUCCACCUGGAGAACUGCGUACGCAUCACUGACUGCAGCCUGGAGGGUGUGGCGGCUCAGGGACACAGUCUGGAGGAGGUGAAGGUGGACUUUUGCAGGAACAUCACUCAGUCAGGGCUGCAGGCUGUCGGAGAGAAGAGGCCGGGCAUUCAGCUGAGUGCAGAGAGGAGCGCUGAUAUGAUCCCAGACAGCAAGCCUGAGAAGAGGGUGCCACUCAGGAGGACACUGCAGAAAGUCCUGCAGUUCUCCUGAAGGUAAUACUUAAUCAAGACUUGACUAUGAUGUCUUUUUCAGAUUUGUAUCUAUAUUUAAUAGAAGUGUAUUUGUAGGCCUUUUUUUAUACAACACCUGUUGAAUAUGAGUCUUCCUUACAAAGACGCUUUUUAAGCUGUCUCUAUAGUGUAGUACAGUAUAUACAUGUUGCCUUAUUAGUAACUCCUAAUCAAUAAACAUUGAAAUGGUACAAUUAUAUGAUUCCUUUCUUAAAUUUAGAGUUUGUCACUUAUGCUUAUUCAGUUUCUUGCUAAGAGUUAGAUUAGAUGAUCAAUACCACUAUCACAUCUACACGGUAAAUAUGAAACUACAGCAGGCUUGCUGUUUCCCCGUUUUCAGUCUUUAUGCUAAGCUGUGCUAACUGGCUGCUGGCUCCAGCUACAUAUUGACCGUUCAGACUGGUAGGUGGCUAUAAAUGGUAUGGAUAAGCAUAUUUCCCAGAAUGUCAAACUAUUCAUUUAACAGCAUUUGAUAAUUUGAUUAGAAAUAUCACACACUGUACCCUAGAGUAGUUAUGCACACCUACACAGUAAAAAAGAACAGUGGCUGCACUGUGCUCUGUCUCUGUUAUGACAAGACGUGUAAGAGCUGGAAGGAAAGGUUCUCCGAGGGCAAAAUGGCCCUGUGACUGUGAUUCGAAUCCUGUUAUAUAAGAUUGUGAGACAUGAAAGUAGGUGAGUGUGUCUGUCUUUAAAUGCCAUGUGACAAAUUGAUUGCUUGCUGCUUCUGUAGCAGGGCGCUCCCCGUCCUAUAUGUGCAUCUCAGAAGAAUGACCAUAGUUUGGGUCAACUUAGUUUCGCUUUGCCAGACUCUCCAGCGGAGGAGGGUCUGGCUAGUCCACACAGCUUUCCGGGUUGCGAUA
Perca flavescens (yellow perch) is the source of this 1828-nucleotide messenger RNA. It is a transcript of the gene fbxl22, whose product is annotated as F-box and leucine-rich repeat protein 22. Gene Ontology annotation, biological process: SCF-dependent proteasomal ubiquitin-dependent protein catabolic process. The record is from RefSeq and is a predicted model, not a curated record. Lineage: Eukaryota; Metazoa; Chordata; Actinopteri; Perciformes; Percidae. Gene Ontology annotation, molecular function: protein binding. Gene Ontology annotation, cellular component: SCF ubiquitin ligase complex. The coding region runs from base 145 to 945 and encodes 266 amino acids. The transcript is spliced from 2 exons.